GCACGGGUGCCUGGGCUAGAAGAUGUGGGGGAGGCCCGUGCCCGGGCUGAGGCCAGGCGUCUGAAGGAGACCUGAGACCUAGCAGUUCUUGGCGCCACCCAUUUCAUCUCCUGGGGUGGCGUCUGAUCUCAGACUGCAGCUGGGAAGAGCCACCCAGCCUUGUUGGGCACUCCCCAGUUAACAGGCCUCUCUCCGGAGGGCUCUUGCUAGGGCAUAUUUUUAUACCAAGCUUUAGGAAACUUUGGAUGUUUUUCCUGCCUGUUUUAGGGAGUAGGUCUUGCAGGCAAGAACCAUCUUUUUCUUUUUUAAAUACUUUUCUGAUGAUUCCAUCCUACCCACCCUGGGAUGGCACAUGACUAUGACAGUCUGUGGAGUCUGGAAUGGUUACACUUUUGCUUCAUGCAAAUGGUCACUUGGAGUACUUAUUUACCAACCCAAGGCGGUCCCAGUUAUAUUUGAGGACGAAAAAUAGUCCUAAUCCCUUAAAAUAUUAAAUUUUAUGCUAUAUGUAUUUUACCACAAUUUUUUAAAAUGACCGAAAUUAUUUUUAAAAGGUCUUUUAUCUCUACAGAGGAAGUGGUAUGUUUGCUUUGGAGACUAUCGUUGUACCAGAGGCCCAUACUUUAUGGGUUUUAGUUGGAGUGCUUAAUGCAGUUGGUGAGAGCUGGAGCCACCCUGAAUGUGUCCACUACACGCUAUGCCCAGACUCCAGCUCACAUCGCCGCUUUUGGAGGACAUCCUCAGUGCCUAGUCUGGCUGAUCCAAGCAGGGGCCAACAUUAACAAACCGGACUGUGAGGGGGAAACUCCCAUUCACAAGGCAGCCCGCUCCGGGAGCCUCGAGUGCAUCAGUGCCCUGGUGGCGAACGGAGCUCAUACUGACUUGAGAAAUGCCAGUGGCCUGACAGCAGCAGACAUUGCACAAACCCAGGGUUUCCAAGAGUGCACCCAGUUUCUCUUGAACCUCCAGAAUUGUCACCUGAACCGUUUCUGUCAUAAUGGUGCCUUGAGUGGGGGCCAUGAAAACGGAUUUCCCAAUCGUGUUAGUGUGGGAACAAAUCGAAAGAGAUGCUUAGAAGAUUCGGAAUCCUUGGGAGUGAAGAAAGCCAGAACUGGAGUUCCAAGCCUGGACUACGCCAUGCCACUAAUGAACGGCGAGACUGAAGACGACGCUGACAGAAUGCACGUUGAUAGAGAAUUUUCUGCUGUAACAGAUAUGAAAAACAGUAGCUCCGUAUCGAAUACAUUGACAAAUGGAUGUGUCAUCAAUGGACAUUUGGAUUUCCCCUGCGUGGCCCCGCUCAAUGGGAUGGAAAGCAGGAAUGACCCGGGCUUGACAGGACCUAAUGGAAUUAGCAAUGGAUUAGUGGGUUCUGUCUGUGUUAAUGGGACUGAGGAGCCAGAAAAGACCAUGAGUGUUAACCCUGAGAUGUGUGGUUCUCUGCACCUGAAUGGAAGCCCCAGUAGCUGCGUGGCCAGCAGGCCCUCCUGGGUGGAGGACAUUGGGGAGAACUUGCAGUAUGGACAUUACCACGGUUUUGGGGACACUGCCGAGAGCAUCCCUGAGCUGAGCAGCGUGGUCGAGCACUCCAGCUGCGUGCGGGUGGAGCAGCGGUAUGACAGCGCCGUCCUUGGUGCCAUGUACCUGCACCACGGCUCCUGAGGACAAGAGACUGGCCACCUCCCCGACAGCUAACUCAUAGCACCAUGGCAGCACCGACUUGGAGGGUCUCCCCCGUCCUGCUUUUGUACUUGAACUCUGAGAAAGUAGACUCCUGCCCGAGCAGCUCCCAGUGAGUGAGUGGUGCCUGAGCAGGCUUCCUGUGCCCAGAGGUGUCCCUGGCAGGGUAUUCAUCCUUUUAGAAGAUUCUCUUUUGCAGUUUGGUUUUUCUGAUGCCGGUGUCUACUUGAUUUUUUAAUACUGUCACCAGAAAUUGCCAUUUUCCUUUUUGUAAGUUGUAUCUGAUCACAAUAAGGGGGCAGUGAUCGAGAUGCCUGGCGAGUUACCUCUUACACUUGGGCAUCGUUUUGAGGACCUCCUUGCUCUCUCUGUAAGGUCCUGACCAUGCAGCCUCACAGAGAUUCCGGUCGGGAUUGUACGAAGAAAAGAGCGUUUGUCUCUUUCAGAGUCUUCUCACUGCAACUGCCACAGGGUGGGGGUUUUAGUGUGGCGCACAAUGGCUUCGUGAUGCAGCCUACUGCCCUGGGUUCCAUUAGAACAGGCCCAGCCUGGGGCGGAUUCUGACUGUUUCUACUCCACAUUUCCUACUUGCUCUCUAGGAUUUGUACCACAUAUAAUGGUUUCCUUUAUACGUAGUGGAUAUUACUAUUUGUAGGAACUGUCAGAUCAAAAUAUUUAACUACUUUUACUUUUUUUUUUCCCCUUUUUGUUUUUUGAGAUUUCCUGUUUUAAAAUAUAUAUAUAUAUAUAUAUAUUCACAUAUAUCACUAUGUAUAUCCAGUUAAUUGAGAGAAUUUUGAAUCUCUUAAUAAAACUUCAUUAAGUUUAUGGUUUUGUAGAAAUUAGCUUUUGUUUAGGCAAAAUUAGUGGUUACACUGCAAAUAUUGUAAUGAAUUUUUACUUUUUGGAUUUUUUUGUAAUAACAAUUGGUGCAGAUGGAGAAAAUGUCACAUGAGCAAACCAGUGUUGUAAGAGUGUACUAACAUUUGUUUUAAAACUGUUCUCUACAAAUUGAGUAAAACACUCUCACGGUCA
Marmota monax (woodchuck) is the source of this 2715-nucleotide messenger RNA. RefSeq names its product ankyrin repeat domain 10 (gene Ankrd10). The coding region runs from base 649 to 1662 and encodes 337 amino acids. The record is from RefSeq and is a predicted model, not a curated record. Gene Ontology annotation, molecular function: protein binding. Lineage: Eukaryota; Metazoa; Chordata; Mammalia; Rodentia; Sciuridae. The transcript has 6 exons.